Messenger RNA from Leptosia nina, 1749 nucleotides. NCBI's taxonomy places the organism in Eukaryota, Metazoa, Arthropoda, Insecta, Lepidoptera, Pieridae. The record is from the annotation of a GenBank genome assembly.
AUGUUGAAAAGUGAUAUACAAAUUGAUUUUAACCAAGUUAGAUUGGAUAUUUUACAAGAAAUCCAAGAAUGUAGUGAUCGCGGCUUAAUUCAGACUGUUAAAUGGUUAUCCGAGCUGAAUUAUGCCUUAAAAGAUCACAAAAUUGAAUACCCAGAAGCACACAAUCCCUAUGAGGGAAUUAUAAAAGAAGAGCGUGAAGCCUAUGUACUGUCCAAAUCGUACUUUGACUGCCAAGAGUAUGAUCGAGCUGCACACUUUGUUGAAAACUGUACAAGUUCUAAGUGCAUCUUCCUACAUAGAUACAGUCAGUAUAUGUCCAGUGAAAAGAAGAGAUUAGAUAAUGCAACUGACAUGGGUGCUGAGAACCCGGAAUCUACACAAAUCUUGCUAGAUUUGUUAUCAUAUUUUAAGACAAAUCAAAAUAGCAAUGAUGGUUACCUGCUCUACUUAGAAGGUGUUGUAUUAAAGAAAUUGGAUUUAAGAAGCCAGGCAGUAUCAGUUUUGCAAUCUGCUAUUGCUUUAAGACCGACAUUAUGGUGUGCGUGGGUGGAAUUAGCUGGUGUUGCAAAUGAAUAUGAAGCAUUGGAUGCUUUGCAGUAUCCUAACCACUGGAUGAUGUUCUUAUUUGUAGCCCAUGCUUUUGUUGAACUGAAGUUAUCAGAACAAGCGCUAGAGGUAUACACAGCUCUUGUAGCUGCUGGCUUUGAAAAGAGUACAUACAUCACUGCACAAAUGGCUAUAGCUCACCAUGAUGUUCGAGAUGUAGACUCCUCUCUUGCUCUAUUCCGAGAACUCUAUCAAAGUGACCCUUACAGACUGGACAACUGGGAUGUCUAUUCACAUUUGUUAUUCUUGAAAGACAAAAGGAUGGAACUUGCAAAUCUUGCUCAAAAAGCUGCUGCCAUUGAUAAGUACAGAGUUGAAACUUGUUGUGUUAUAGGCAAUUAUUACAGUUUAAGAAGGGAACAUCAUAAAGCAGUUAUUUACUUUCAAAGGGCACUGUCUUUAGACCCACACUAUUUAUCAGGCUGGAUUCUGAUAGGGCAUGAAUUUAUUGAAUUACAGAAUUCCAAUGCAGCUAUACAAUGUUAUAGACAGGCAAUUGAAGUAAAUAGAAAUGACUACAGAGCAUGGAAUGGGCUUGGCCAGGCAUAUGAAAUGAUAGGAUUAAAUGGUUACUGCAUCUAUUACUACUCUAGAGCAGCACAACUUAAGCCUGAUGAUUCAAGAAUGCUUGUGUCACUUGGGGAAGCUUAUGAAAAGAUGGAUAAAAUACCUAAUGCCCUUAAGUGUUAUUAUAAAGCUCAUAGCACUGGGGACAUUGAAGGAACUGCGCUUUUUAAAUUAGCAAAAUUAUAUGAAAAAUCUAACAUGCCAAAUAGUGCAGCAGCUGCAUAUACAGCAGCAUGUCAGGAUCCAGCCAAUCAUCCAAGCAAGGAGAUGCCAGCUGCUUUACGAUACCUGGCUCAAUAUUAUUUAAGAUUCACUUUACUUGAUCAUGCCUCUCACUAUGCUUAUAAAUGCUUGGAGUAUGAUAGUACAAAGGAGGCCGGAAAAAAUAUACUGAAGGCUAUAUCUGAAAAACGUUUACAAGCGUCAUCAUCUAAACCUGCUAGCUUACCAGACUUACCUGAAGCUAUUAAACUAGCUUCACCAUCUAUCACCGACUCUAAAAUCUUUUGCAGUCCUAAUACACCUGAAAAUUUUUCUACCCCAACCUUCAAGACCAAGAGCAGAGGUAAAAUGUGA